Bradysia coprophila is the source of this 1293-nucleotide messenger RNA. Its product is annotated as formylglycine-generating enzyme. NCBI's taxonomy places the organism in Eukaryota, Metazoa, Arthropoda, Insecta, Diptera, Sciaridae. Gene Ontology annotation, cellular component: endoplasmic reticulum. Gene Ontology annotation, biological process: protein oxidation. Gene Ontology annotation, molecular function: formylglycine-generating oxidase activity. The record is from RefSeq and is a predicted model, not a curated record.
UUAAUAAAAUAACAUCAAUCGAACAGAGUGUAUAUGGUGUGUGGAUGUGUGUUUUGUUUGACGACGAGUGUGAAACCAGUUAAAAAUGUACAAAAUAUUGAUCAAUUGCCUGCUAUUGAUACUUCUGCCGCAAUUGAGUGUCAGCGAUUGUGGUUGCAAUAAAGCGAAUCGAGCCAAAAAGGUGGAACCAUCCGUUCACCGUACACCAGAAGAGAGUCCGACCAGCGAUUCAGAUAAUUUAGACGAUGCACCUGAUGCAGCACGCAAAUUAUUUCUGAAUGAUGAUGAUAGUCCGAUCGAUGAUUCACUGGCUAUAAUUCCCGGUGGUACGGUGACUGUAGGAACUAGUCGAGCAAUUUUUCCGGAAGACAACGAAUCACCGGAAAGGGUUGUAACGAUCGACGACUUCUACAUUGAUAGACAUGAAGUGAGUAAUGAUAAGUUCGCGAAAUUCGUUAGCAGCACGAACUAUAUCACGGAUGCGGAAAAAUUUGGCGACAGUUUCGUGUUCAAAGGGCUCAUCACCGAGGAAGUGCAAACGAAGUACGUAGACUUUCGAGUAGCAAGUGCACCUUGGUGGUACAAAAUCGAUAAAGUUGAUUGGCGACAUCCGGAGGGGGCCGAUUCAAAUAUUGAAGAUCGAGGAAAUCAUCCCGUUGUGCAUGUAUCGUGGAAAGAUGCGGUCGAAUAUUGUAAAUGGGAAGGAAAAAGACUACCGACGGAAGCUGAAUGGGAAACCGCUUGUCGUAGCGGACGAAAAGGCAAACUGUAUCCAUGGGGUGAUGCGAUGAAUCCACGGAACGAACAUUGGAUGAACAUAUGGCAAGGAGACUUUCCCGACAAUGAUCUGGGCGAAGACGGAUUCAAAUCAACGUGUCCUGUCGACCAAUUCAAACAGAACAAAUUUGGUCUGUACAACAUCGUCGGAAAUGUAUGGGAAUGGACGGCCGAUGCAUGGGAUAAAACUGAUCCCGUCACAGAUGAUAUACGGCGUGUGAAGAAAGGCGGUUCGUAUCUGUGUCACAAAUCGUACUGCUAUCGAUAUCGGUGCGCUGCCAGGUCACAGAAUACAGCCGAUAGUUCAGCCGGUAAUCUCGGCUUUAGGUGUGCAAAGGAUCUUUGAGGUUGAGCUGGCUCUCGGCUUCAAUAGCAAAACACUGAUGGGACAAUCAAAUAAACUGCACUGACGGACGUCGUACUUAAAGCCAAACAUUUUGUUUGGAGAAGAGCAAAGUAUUGUGGAGCAAUUGAUGCCAGUUUGUGUCUUGUUUUAAUAAAAUUUUUAUUAGAAAA